Messenger RNA from Ceratosolen solmsi marchali, 1143 nucleotides. RefSeq names its product peroxisomal biogenesis factor 19 (gene Pex19). The transcript has 5 exons. Gene Ontology annotation, cellular component: peroxisomal membrane; peroxisome. Gene Ontology annotation, biological process: protein import into peroxisome membrane. The record is from RefSeq and is a predicted model, not a curated record. NCBI's taxonomy places the organism in Eukaryota, Metazoa, Arthropoda, Insecta, Hymenoptera, Agaonidae. The coding region runs from base 77 to 907 and encodes 276 amino acids.
UUUCUUUGAAGGGUAUAACCUUUCGUAACUCGUUUGCAAAACUAUAAAUUGACUAAGUCAAAAACAUUUAGACACUAUGUCUGAUGGACAAAAAGUGGUAGAUGAAGAGGAGGAUUCAGAGUUGAAGGAACUUUUGGAUAGUGCAUUAAAAGAUUUGGACAAACAAAUACAUCCCAAAAAAUACGAAAACAAUGUAUCUACAAUAGUACGAGAUUCAUCAAAUGCAAGUAAGGAAAAUGUUACUGUUGAGGAAGUAUGGACUGAAGAUUUUAUUAAGCAAGCUGCUGAUCAAUUUCAAAGAAAUUUUGAAGAAUUGAUGCAAAAAGGUUCUGGUAAUAAAGAGUCCUUUAAAAAAAUAGCCCAAACUGUUGCAGGAGCAAUUUCAGAAACGAAUGAUGGAGAUAAUUUUCCAAAUUUUCAAACAGCAAUAAGUCAAGCAUUAAAAGAUUUAUCAUCGACAACUGAAAAUUUACAGAAUGUACCAAAUAUUAGUGAGUCAGAUUUAGCAAAUAUGUUUGGACAAACUUCAUUAGAAGAUGAUGGAUUAGGUAUUUUUCCAUUUAUGCAAGGAAUGAUGCAAUCUAUAUUAUCCAAAGAUGUUCUUUAUGGGCCUUUAAAAGAUCUUGUUGAUAAAUAUCCAGUGUGGCUUAAUGAAAAAAAAGCAACUUUGCCCUUUGCAGAUGUAGUAAAGUAUGAAAAACAAUUGGACCUUAUGCAAAAGGUUUGUAGUGAAUUGGAAGCUGAAAAACCAAAUGAUACAGAAGAAUUAAAAAAAAAACGAUUUGAAAAAACAUUAUUGUUAAUGGAAGAGAUGCAAAGUCUUGGCCAACCUCCUGAAGAUUUAAUUAAUUUGUCAUCAUCUGUUAUGUCUGGAAUACUAGACUCUCAAAAAUGUUCGGUUAUGUGAAAAAUUGUUUUAAAAUUGUUUUUACAUUAAAAAUUUGUACAUGGAUAUGUUACUGAUACUAAAUUUAUAUUUCUUUGUUUUAUAUAUGGAACCAUACAGUAUAGAGUUUAACACGCUGCCAUUUUAUUAAAUAAUUUAUAGUUGUAUGAAAGUAAACAAAAGAUACGAAGUCUUAAAUUAUUUAGUGUAAUUAAUAACAGUGAUAAAUUUAUUUGUUUAUGUUCAAAAUAAAUUAC